Molecule: messenger RNA, 1206 nt
Organism: Trichomonas vaginalis G3
Lineage: Eukaryota; Parabasalia; Trichomonadida; Trichomonadidae
Product: ATP binding
Exons: 1
Coding region: 1-1206 (401 amino acids)
Biological process (GO): protein folding
Cellular component (GO): nucleus; cytosol
Molecular function (GO): ATP-dependent protein folding chaperone; ATP binding
Source: RefSeq, a predicted model, not a curated record
AUGAAUGAAUCAAAGAGAACUAAGCUCAGAUUGCUGAAGAGUGUCGAAUCGCUCAAGAAGACACUUUCAUCAAACAAAAUAUGCGAGUUUGAGUUUACAUCUCCAUCAUUAGACGGCGAAUACAAACUGCAGUUCACAAGAGAUGAUUUUGAGAAGCUGAUUGAAGACUCCCUCUUCUCUCUCUCCACGACAAUUGAGAAUGUCGUCUCUUCCUCGAGAAACGGCGUCAAGUUUGUCGAAGUUUUCAGCGGAAGUUCCAGAAUCCCAUCAUUCAAAUCAACAGUAGAGAGAGUCUGCCACGUCUCUGCAUCAACCACGAUGGACUCAGAUGAGUGUGUCUCGCUUGGCUGUGGCUUUCUCUCCGACAAGUUCCACAACAUCAAUCUGAUCGAGAGAUAUCCUCUCUCCUUCAGCGUUGAGCCUUCUUCUGUCACUCUCUUCCCUGAGAAUUCACAAAUACCAGCGACUGCUGAGCUGAAGUUUGAUCCGAGCGAGUUCAGCUACACAGUUCUCUGCGGCAGGGACCAGGUUGCGAGCAUCACUCUCAAUGACGGAGUGAAUCAGAAAGAUCAGUUUGACAUCAAAAUAGGAUUGAGCAGCAACGGAACUCUUGAUGUCGGAUAUGAUGAGAGAGUUACUCUGGAGAUAGAAGGAUCCAUUGAGCAGGAGGAUUUGAUGGAUUUAAAGAAGAAACUGACUCAGAUGGAGAUAUCAGAUGAAGUGAAUGUUAAAUUGGAACAUUCGAGGAAUAAUCUAGAAGCGGUUAUCAACAGUUGUGAUAGAAUAAUAAGAGAGUUCCCUGAAUACAUCGCAGCUCAAAACAUUUCAACUGAAUAUUUGGCUCAAAAGGUAAAAGAGGCAUGGAUUUUCUAUGAACAAAAUGAAUUCGAUGAAUCAGUUACAAGUGAUAAUUAUGAAAAAAUUGCUAGCGAAUUAGGAGAGAUUUCAUCAAAAAUCAUCAGCGUUAAGAAAUCUCACGAAGAUUACGAAGAUAGUAUUAAACAAAUGCUGACUAAAGCUAACAAUUUGCUGCAGCAAAGCAAAUCAGAGAUGAGCAAAAAAGAAUGUCAAAAAGUAAUCGCAGAAUUGACUGCAUUGAUCAAUACUGAUAAGUCACAGCCAAUUUCAUUCGAUGAACACAAAUGGAAUAGAAGAAUGAGAUCUUUAGAUAAUGUUGUUAAAAUGAGUAACGCAGGUGUAUUCUAA